Lachancea dasiensis is the source of this 237-nucleotide messenger RNA. The record is from the annotation of a GenBank genome assembly. Lineage: Eukaryota; Fungi; Ascomycota; Saccharomycetes; Saccharomycetales; Saccharomycetaceae.
AUGUCUUGGCCAACGAUGCCCGAAUUUCGGGCAAUAGCAAGAGUCCUGUGUUGUCUUCUUGUAGUCAAUUUAGUAGUUAGGACUACCAAAAGACCCUUCUUGAGCUGGAUUUACCAAUGGAUUUUGAGAUGUCCUACUAAUAGCGAACGAUGUGAAUUAUUUUGGCAAAAAUCACGGCCAACUGAGAAGCUUGUCUGGAAGCUAGUUGACUACAUUGAAAAAAAUCAACACAUAUAG